ACGAUGAGAGAGAGAGAGAGAGAGAGAGAGAGAGAUUGUGAAUGUCAAUGUGAAGAAAAGCCAUAAAUGCGUGUUGGUUGAUGUGGUUUUCUUAUUUUUAUCUUUCUCUUGAGGACUAAGCAUUCCUAUCCUUCUUCCGCUUGCUCGGGUUCUUCCCAUCUUUCUCUUUAUAUAUAUAAAGGGUUUAAAUUCAUAUGCCUUAUAACAUCACCAACAACAUCUGAGCUAUAAUCCAAAAGCCUCCCCUCUAUUUAUAAAGCUCUGCAAUUUCUGACCCCCCACCACCUCCAGCUAUGGAUUUUAUAGCGCACCCAUCUCGUUUAUCUUCCUCCUUUUCCUACUCCUUUGAAAAUAUCUUCGACAGGGUUAAGGAUUUCUGCAACUUUGCGAUUUGUGCAAUUAUUGGGAACGUUUUCUCUGCGAUCUUCACCUUCUUCUUUGCUUUGGUGGGAACCUUGUUAGGAGCCAUGACUGGAGCUUUGAUUGGCCAAGAGACUGAAAGCGGAUUUAUUAGAGGAGCUGCGGUUGGAGCAAUCUCAGGAGCUGUUUUCUCCAUUGAAGUGUUUGAAUCUUCCCUUAUUCUCUGGCAAUCAGAUGAAUCCGGAAUUGGGUGUCUUCUCUACUUGAUUGAUGUCAUUGCGAGUCUCCUAAGUGGUAGAUUAGUACGCGAGCGAAUUGGUCCAGCCAUGUUAAGUGCAGUACAAAGUCAGGUAAUAUUAUACUGGAUGCUAGUUUUCAUGGAGACAUUAACUCACAUAUUAUACUUGCUUACUCUCUUCAUUUCUUAUGUGCUUAACCAGAUGGGCGCUGUUGAAUCAAGCUUUGAAGAAAUUCCUAACAUCUUCGACACAGGUGGGUCUAAAGGAUUGCCUGGAGAUUCAGUUGAAAAGAUCCCAAAGAUCGUCAUUACGAGCAACAAUAAUGUGGAUGCUUCUGGAGAUAAAGUCUCUUGUUCAGUGUGCCUUCAGGACUUUCAGCUUGGAGAGACGGUCAGAAGUUUACCACAAUGCCAUCACAUGUUUCACCUGCCAUGUAUAGAUAAGUGGCUCUUGAGGCAUGCUUCGUGCCCGCUUUGCAGAAGGGAUCUGUGAUGAUGUUCAUGUAAAUUACCGAAAUGAGUAAAGUUCUUUCAUUGAUUAUACAAAUUUUGUACCACGUUUCUCCUAUAUUGUUGUUUCACAGGCUGCUCCGGUAGUGUUCUUCAUGCUACACUGUGAGUUCAUGUAUAAAAUUUUGAUUAUGAUAGUUUUUACUGCACAGAAACUUCUUCUUUUCUAGUACACCCUUGUACUUAUUUCUACUAGAAAUAUUAUUGCUACGGUUGCAAGGCAUUUAGAAUCUAA
Messenger RNA from Argentina anserina (silverweed cinquefoil), 1343 nucleotides. Its product is annotated as NEP1-interacting protein-like 1. The coding region runs from base 294 to 1091 and encodes 265 amino acids. Lineage: Eukaryota; Viridiplantae; Streptophyta; Magnoliopsida; Rosales; Rosaceae. The transcript is spliced from 4 exons. The record is from RefSeq and is a predicted model, not a curated record.